AUGGCACCCAAAUUCCGCAUUCUCCACAUCGGCGACAACAUCAAAUACAACCACGAUGUGUACGCUCGCUUCUCCUCAGAGUUCGAAAUCAUCCAGCCUAGCGCCGAAGAGCGCGAAAGAGAAGAGUUCAUGCGGGCCCUGAAAGAGCGCCGCUGGGGUGACUUCCACGCCAUCUUCCGGCCCUUCUGGAACACGGGAGGCGAAAUGGGUCGCUGGGACAGAGAGUUGAUUCCGCUUUUGCCCAAGAGCGUGAAGAUCAUGGCUUCCGCCGGGGCUGGGUAUGACUGGGCGGAUGUGGAUGUCUUUGCUGAGCAUGGUAUGUGUCUCUUGUCUCUCUCAUUCUUUGGCUGUCUCCAUUUCCCGUUCCGCUUUUUUCAUGUUUACUUUCCCAUUUCCGGCGUGCCGGGUUAG
Molecule: messenger RNA, 411 nt
Organism: Aspergillus pseudotamarii
Lineage: Eukaryota; Fungi; Ascomycota; Eurotiomycetes; Eurotiales; Aspergillaceae
Exons: 1
Coding region: 1-411 (136 amino acids)
Source: RefSeq, a predicted model, not a curated record